Molecule: messenger RNA, 1065 nt
Organism: Plasmodium fragile
Lineage: Eukaryota; Apicomplexa; Aconoidasida; Haemosporida; Plasmodiidae
Exons: 1
Coding region: 1-1065 (354 amino acids)
Biological process (GO): endoplasmic reticulum unfolded protein response
Cellular component (GO): Hrd1p ubiquitin ligase ERAD-L complex; endoplasmic reticulum membrane
Molecular function (GO): misfolded protein binding; ubiquitin-specific protease binding
Source: RefSeq, a predicted model, not a curated record
AUGAACAUUUUGUUGUGCCUAAUUUGGAUCCUUGUAUACAUAGCUGACGACAGAAGUAAGGCACAUGUACAGUGCAAAGGACAGAAUGACGUAAAUAGAGCGAAGCAGACGUACUUAUACAGCCUAUUGAAGGGUAAAGUACAAGAUCGAUAUGCACACCAUCGGAAUUUUCUACUUUAUAAGAGACGGGCACUGUUCCAUAUACGCAUACCGAAGAAGAAUCUGGAGAGGCAGAACCUAUUCAGCAAUGAUAUCCGCUAUAAAAAAAUUAACAAAUUUUUGGAAAAUAAAAAGGCAAACAAGUUUUAUUUACAUAUAAAUAAUAACAACCAUGCAAUAAAAAAAAAGAGGAAUAAAAACAAAACCUUGCAACUGUUGUUUGAAAAAAAACAGUUGUUGCAAGAAUAUUUGUUCAACUUAAAAUCAUCCUUUAUGGAUAAGUAUAGAAACACAAAAAUUGUAACUAAGCUUUUUUUAUCGUCCGCUUUACUGAUGCUAACCCUUAACCUCAUUGGAUUAAAACCAGAAGACAUCGCUCUACACGAUAAAAGAAUAAUCAGAGCAUUUGAAUUUUACAGAAUUGUAACAUCAGCAUUGUUUUAUGGUGACAUAUCACUAUACGUGUUAACAAAUGUGUAUAUGUUAUAUGUGCAGAGUCAAGAGUUGGAGAAAUCUGUGGGUUCACCUGAAACGCUUGCUUUUUAUUUGUCUCAAAUUUCUAUCCUCUCCAUAAUUUGCUCCUACCUAAAGAAGCCCUUCUAUUCAACAGCACUCCUGAAAUCGCUGCUCUUUGUAAACUGUAUGUUAAAUCCUUAUCAGAAAUCUAAUUUGAUUUUUGGAAUAAAUAUUUACAACAUUUACUUACCCUAUUUGUCCAUCUUUAUUGAUAUUUUGCAUGCACAAGAUUUGAAAGCUUCCCUGUCGGGGAUACUGGGCGUGACCAGUGGGUCCAUUUACUACCUUCUGAAUAUUUAUGCGUAUCAAAAAUUCAACAAAAAGGUUUUCGUAAUUCCGCGUUUUUUGAGGAAUUAUCUGGAUUCUGUGAGCACGGACGAUGUGCUCUAG